Molecule: messenger RNA, 1714 nt
Organism: Protopterus annectens (West African lungfish)
Lineage: Eukaryota; Metazoa; Chordata; Ceratodontiformes; Protopteridae
Product: tubulin alpha-1B chain
Exons: 4
Coding region: 148-1503 (451 amino acids)
Biological process (GO): microtubule cytoskeleton organization; mitotic cell cycle
Cellular component (GO): cytoplasm; microtubule
Molecular function (GO): structural constituent of cytoskeleton; GTP binding
Source: RefSeq, a predicted model, not a curated record
UUUUUUUAAGGAUUAUAAAUAGGGACUUCCCGCCUCUUAGUUGUUCAUUCGGUUACUCGUAGCGACUCUUCAACGUCGGAGAAGUAACGUCUGUUUUAUUUUAUUUUUUUCCAUUUAAUUCUGUGUUGACCUACUUAUACUGUAGACAUGCGUGAAUGCAUCUCUAUCCAUGUUGGCCAGGCUGGUGUACAGAUUGGUAAUGCCUGUUGGGAGCUCUAUUGUCUGGAGCAUGGUAUCCAGCCUGACGGCCAGAUGCCCAGUGACAAGACUAUUGGAGGAGGAGAUGACUCAUUCAACACAUUCUUCAGUGAAACUGGAGCUGGAAAGCAUGUCCCCAGGGCAGUCUUUGUAGACUUGGAACCAACAGUUAUAGAUGAGGUUCGUACUGGCACAUAUCGACAGCUGUUUCAUCCCGAGCAACUAAUCACUGGCAAAGAAGAUGCUGCUAACAAUUAUGCUCGUGGCCACUACACCAUUGGCAAAGAAAUAAUUGACUUGGUUCUAGACCGGAUUCGUAAGCUGGCUGACCAGUGCACAGGUCUCCAGGGCUUCUUGGUAUUCCACAGUUUUGGUGGCGGUACAGGUUCUGGCUUCACAUCUCUUUUGAUGGAACGUCUGUCGGUUGAUUAUGGCAAGAAGUCUAAGUUGGAAUUCUCAAUUUACCCGGCUCCCCAGGUCUCCACAGCUGUUGUCGAGCCUUACAACUCUAUUCUGACCACCCACACCACCCUGGAACACUCUGACUGUGCGUUUAUGGUUGACAAUGAAGCAAUUUAUGACAUCUGUCGCAGAAAUCUAGACAUAGAACGCCCAACCUAUACCAACUUGAACCGUCUUAUUAGCCAAAUUGUUUCCUCUAUUACAGCUUCUCUCAGAUUUGAUGGUGCCCUUAAUGUAGAUUUAACAGAGUUCCAAACUAACUUGGUGCCAUAUCCACGAAUCCACUUCCCUCUUGCCACAUAUGCUCCUGUUAUCUCUGCUGAGAAGGCAUACCAUGAGCAGCUUUCUGUGGCUGAGAUCACUAAUGCUUGCUUUGAGCCAGCUAAUCAGAUGGUGAAAUGUGAUCCUCGCCAUGGCAAGUAUAUGGCUUGCUGUUUGCUGUAUCGUGGGGAUGUGGUUCCCAAAGAUGUAAAUGCUGCUAUUGCCACUAUCAAAACAAAACGUAGUAUUCAGUUUGUAGAUUGGUGUCCAACUGGUUUCAAAGUUGGCAUUAACUAUCAGCCUCCCACUGUGGUACCAGGUGGUGAUCUAGCAAAGGUUCAACGUGCUGUGUGUAUGCUGAGCAAUACUACAGCUAUUGCUGAAGCAUGGGCUCGCUUGGACCAUAAAUUUGAUCUAAUGUAUGCCAAGCGUGCUUUUGUCCACUGGUAUGUAGGUGAAGGUAUGGAGGAAGGGGAGUUUUCUGAGGCCCGUGAGGAUAUGGCUGCUUUGGAAAAAGAUUAUGAAGAAGUUGGUGUUGAUUCUGUGGAAGGGGAGGGCGAAGAAGAGGGAGAAGAGUAUUAAAUGUUGCUAAAUACCAUUUGUAGCAUGUAUUAAUCAUUGCAUACACUUGUUUGAACCAAUUUCAUGCUGUUCAAAUGUAUGGUACAAAAAUGUGGUAUGAAGGAAUUUUUCAUUUAUGCCGGUUUUACAUGGAUUUUUUUUUGUGUCUGAACUCUUUUCCAAGUCUGCAAACAUUUUCCUGCCAUAAGAUGCAAUAAAGACUUAAGUGGGA